AUGCGGGCGGCGGUGGUGUGGGCGGCGGUGCUGUGGGCGGCCGGGGUGUGGGCGGCCGUGGAGGGGGCGCCGGAGAAGGCAGCCUCUCGGGGUUACUCCUUAACAACACAGUUCUCACCGGUAACUAUUCGUGUACAACUGUUCCUUCAGGUAACUAUUCGUGUACAACUGUUCCUUCAGGUAACUAUUCGUGUACAACUGUUCCUUCAGGUAACUAUUGUGUACAACUGUUCCUUCAGGUACGACGUCCAGGACGACAGCACUUACAGCAACUUCGGUCACUACGAGACCCGGGAAGGGGAGACCACAGGAGGAGAGUACUACGUGUACCUCCCAGACGGCCGCAAGCAACUAGUCAACUAUGUGGUAGAUGGUGCAUCCGGGUAUGUGGCCAGGGUCAGGUAUGAGGGAGAGUCUGGCGGGUACAGCUACAGCCCCGUCACCUAUGGUACCUUCAAGACAGGGUCCGCGGCCGCUUCUUCCGGAGCUGCAGCUGGCCUUGUUGCUUCACCACGAGAUGACUUUGAAGCUGGAUCAGAAGCUGGCUUUGGCUUCAGUGCUGAAAAAGGAUCAGGAACCGACUUCAGUGCUGGAAGAGGAUCAGGAGCUGGCUUCAGUGAAGAAGUAUCAGGGGCUGGCUUCGGUGGAGGAGCAUCAGGAGCUGGCUUCAGUGGAGGAGCAUCAGGAGCUGGCUUCGGUGGAGGAGCAUCAGGAGCUGGCUUCGGUGGAGGAGCAUCAGGAGCUGGCUUCGGUGGAGGAGCAUCAGGAGCUGGCUUCGGUGGAGGAGCAUCAGGAGCUGGCUUCGGUGGAGGAGCAUCAGGAGCUGGCUUCGGUGGAGGAGCAUCAGGAGCUGGCUUCGGUGGAGGAAAAUCAAAGGCAAGCUUCGGUGGAGCAUCAGGGGCUGGCUUCGGUGGAGCAUCAGGAGCUGGCUUCGGUAGAGGAGCCUCAGCAGCUGCCUUCAGCAGUAGAGCAUCAAAAGCUGGCUUCGGUGGAGGAGCAUCAGGAGCUGGCUUCGGUGCAGAAAAAGGAGCUACCUCUGGAGUCAGUGCUGGAUCAGGCUUCAGUACGGGAGCAGGCGGUGAAACUGGAUUCAGUUCAGGAUCGGGAGCUGGGUUCGGUGCUGGGUCAGGCUCAGGAACUGAUUUUAAGACUGGAUCAGGAACUGGCUUUAAGACUGGAUCAGGAACUGGCUUUAAGACUGGAUCAGGAGCUGGCUUCAGUGCUGGAUCAGGAAGUGGCUUUAAGACUGGAUCAGGUUCUGGCUUCGGUGCUGGAUCUGGAUCAGGAGCUGGCUUUGGUACUGGAUCAGGAGCAGGCUUCAGUUCAGGAUCAGGAGCUGGAUUAGGUUCUGACUUCAGUUCUAAAUCGGAAUCAGGAGCAGACUUCAAGACUGUAACAGGAUCAGGAGCUGGCUUCACUGCUGGAUCAGGGGCCGACUUUGGUGCAGUAACAGCAUCAGGAGCUGGGUUUGGUGCAGAAAAAGGAGGCACCUCUGCAUUCAGUACAGCAGCAGGUGGGGAAACUGGCUUUGGUGGAGCAGGAUCAGGAGCAGGCUUUGGUAAAACAGAAUCAGGAUCAGGCUUUGGUAAAACAGAAUCAGGAUCAGGCUUUGGUGGAGCAGGAUCAGGAGCUGGCUUUGGUGUAGCAGGAACUGGCUUUGGUGGUGCAGGAUCAGGAGCUGGCUUUGGUGUAGCAGGAGCAGGAACUGGCUUUGGUGGUGCAGGAUCAGGAGCUGGCUUUGGUGGAGCAGGAGCUGGCUUUGGUAAAACAGAAUCAGGAGCUGGCUUUGGUGGAGCAGGAGCUGGCUUUGGUAAAACAGAAUCAGGAGCUGGCUUUGGUGGAUCAGGAGCUGGCUUUGGUGGAGCAGGAUCAGGAGCUGGCUUUGGUAAAACAGAAACAGCUGGCUUUGGUGGAGCAGAAUCUGGAGCUGGCUUUGGUAAAACAGAAUCAGCUGGUUUUGGUGGAGCAGGAACUGGCUUUGGUGGAGCAGGAGCUGGCUUUGGUGGAGCAGGAGCUGGCUUUGGUGGAUCAGGAGCUGGCUUUGGUGGAGCAGGAUCAGGAGCUGGCUUUGGUGGAACAGGAUCAGCUGGCUUUGGUAAAACAGAAUCAGCUGGCUUUGGUAAAACAGAAUCAGCUGGCUUUGGUGGAGCAGGAUCUGGAGCUGGCUUUGGUGGAGCAGGAGCAGCUGGCUUUGGUAAAACAGAAUCAGCUGGCUUUGGUGGAGCAGGAUCAGGAGCUGGCUUUGGUAAAAUAGAAUCAGCUGGCUUUGGUAAAAUAGAAUCAGCUGGCUUUGGUGGAGCAGGAGCAGGAGCAGGCUUUGGAGCAGGAGUUGGCUUUGGUGGAGCAGGAGCAGGAGCUGGCUUUGGUGGAGCAGGAGCUGGCUUUGGUGGAGCAGGAGCAGGAGCUGGCUUUGGUGGAGCAGGAGCUGGCUUUGGUGGAGCAGGAGCAGGAGCUGGCUUUGGUGGAGCAGGAGCUGGCUUUGGUGGAGCAGGAGCUGGCUUUGGUGGAGCAGGAACUGGCUUUGGUGGAGCAGGAGCUGGCUUUGGUAAAACAGAAUCAGCUGGCUUUGGUGGAGCAGGAGCUGGAGUUGGCUUUGGUGGAGCAGGAGCUGGCUUUGGUAAAACAGAAUCAGCUGGCUUUGGUGGAGCAGGAGCUGGCUUUGGUAAACCAGAAUCAGCUGGCUUUGGUAAAACGGAAUCAGCUGGCUUUGGUGGAGCAGGAGCCGACUUUGGUGGAGCAGAAUCAGGAGCUGGCUUUGGUGGAGCAGAAUCAGGAGCUGGCUUUGGUGGAGCAGGAGCAGGAGCUGGCUUUGAUGGAGCAGGAUCAGGAGCUGGCUUUGGUGGAGCAGAAUCAGGAACUGGCUUUGAUGGAGCAGAAUCAGGAGCUGGCUUUGGUGGAGCAGAAUCAGGAGCUGGCUUUGGAGGAGCAGGAGCUGGCUUUGGUAAAACAGAAUUUGGUGGAGCAGGAUCUGGAGCUGGCUUUGGUGGUGCAGGAUCUGGAGCUGGCUUUGGUAAAACAGAUUCAGCUGGCUUUGAUGGAGCAGGAUCUGAAGCUGGCUUUGGUAAAACUGAAUCAGGAGCUGGCUUUGGUGGCACAGGAACUGGCUUUGGUGAAGCAGGAGCUGGCUUUGGUGGAGCAGGAUCAGGAGCUGGCUUUGAUGGAGCAGGAUCUGGAGCUGGCUUUGGUGAAGCAGGAGCUGGCUUUGGUGUAGCAGGAUCUGGAGCUGGCUUUGGUAAAACAGAAUCAGAUGGCGGCUUUGGUGGAGCAGGAUCAGGAGCUGGCUUUGGAGCAGGAUCAGGAGCUGGCUUUGGUGGAGCAGGAUCAGGAGCUGGCUUUGGUAAAACAGAAUCAGAUGGUGGCUUUGGUGGAGCAGGAUCAGGAGCUGGCUUUGGUGGAGCAGGAUCAGGAGCUGGCUUUGGUGGAGCAGGAUCAGCUGGCAUUGGUGAAGCAGGAUCUGGAGCUGGCUUUGGUAAAACAGAAUCAGGAGCUGGCUUUGGUGGAGCAGGAGCUGGCUUUGGUGAAGCAGGAUCUGGAGCUGGCGUUGGUAAAACAGAAUCAGGAGCCGACUUUGGUGGAGCAGGAUCAGGAGCUGGCUUUGGUGGAGCAGGAUCAGGUAGCGGCUUUGGUGAAGGAUUUACCUCGGGCCUCACUGCUGGAGGCGGCUCUGAAGGCGGUGGUAGUGGAGGCAUCGACGCUCAAGCUCUAACACGCGGACAGAGUGAAAAUACACUUGAAGAAGGCUUCGAGUCUGAAGGCAUAAAAGAGAAUGUAUUAGGUCAAUUUGGUGGGGCUGAAGCCAGCGGGUUUAAUGCUGAACAUGUAGCUGGUACUGACGGCUUUACAGCUGGCCAAGCAGGAGCUGGAAGUCAUUUUGAAGUAAGCCAGGAAGUUAGUGAUGAAGGCUUUGAUAGUCACACAAAGGACAGUGGUGAAUCUGAUGAGAAAGGAAGCAGUAAUGGCUUUGACACCUCAGAAGGCAGCGAUGACUUUGGUGCUGGUCACUCAGGAGGCAGCGAUGGCUUUGGUGCCGGUCACUCAGGAGGCAGCGAUGGCUUUGGUGCCGGUCACUCAGGAGGCAGCGAUGGCUUUGGUGCCGGUCACUCAGGAGGCAGCGAUGGCUUUGGUGCCGGUCACUCAGGAGGCAGCGAUGGCUUUGGUGCCGGUCACUCAGGAGGCAGCGAUGGCUUUGGUGCCGGUCACUCUGGAGGCAGCGAUGGCUUUGGUGCCGGUCACUCUGGAGGCAGCGAUGGCUUUGGUGCCGGUCACUCAGGAGAUGGCUUCAGUGCAGGUCAAACUGGAGGUAGCUUCAGUGCAGGUCAAACUGGAGGUAGCUUCAGUGUAGGUCAAACUGGAGGUGGCUUCAGUGUAGGUCAAACUGGAGGUGGCUUCAGUGCAGGUCAAACUGGAGGUAGCUUCAGUGCAGGUCAAACUGGAGGUAGCUUCAGUGCAGGUCAAACUGGAGGUAGCUUCAGUGCAGAUCAAACUGGAGGUAGCUUCAGUGCAGGUCAAACUGGAGGUAGCUUCAGUGCAGGUCAAACUGGAGGUAGCUUCAGUGCAGGUCAAACUGGAGGUAGCUUCAGUGCAGGUCAAACUGGAAGUGGAGGCAGCUUUGGAGUUAGUCAUACGGGUGGAAGUGGCAUUACUGUAAGCCACACAGGUGGCAGUGGCGGAUUUAGUACACAACAAACAGGUGGUGCCAGCUUUACCACUGUAAGACCAAUUGUUAGUACUACAAUCAGUAAACCAAUACUCGACUCGGCUGCACUCGGCUCUGGCGGCAAGUUCGCGUCGGGAAGAGGGUCUGUUAGAGUCACCAGUCCUGCUCCUGUAGCCAGUUCUUUCAUCUCGACUCCUGCUCCUGUAAUUAAUAUUGGAAGUCACUCUGCCCAAACAGGUUUCAGUGGUGGACAGUCAGUAGUUGGAAUACCAGCUGGACAAAUAGGCAUUCUUGGCUUCGCCGGACGAAGUGCAGGUGUGGGUGGAUUUAGCGGACAGCCAAUAAAGGGGGGUUUCACCAUUAAGUCAGGUUCUGGCAGUAUUACACCAAGGGGAGCAUCUGUUGGUGUUGUAAACUCUUUUCCUGUUACCAAUACUUUUAUUUCAACUCCAGCACCCAAUACCAUUGUUAGUCCAACAGGUAAAGCGGGAUUUGGACAUUCUCUAGGUAGUUUUAUCGGCAGUACAACUGUAAGCAGUAGUUCAGGAAGUAGCAGCUUUUCUACCCUGAGGCCAAAUCUAAACUCAUUUGGGGUGACCUCUGGCACUGAGUUUGCUUCUGGCGGAGGUUCUGGCACUGGGUUUGCAUCAGGUGCAGGCUCUGGUAUUAUAAGAGUUACUCCUGUAGCUCUCUUCUCAACCCCCGCUCCUGUGAUUAAUGCAGCACAACACUCAACCAAAACAGGGUUCAGUGGUAGACAAAUUGGUGCAGGUGGAUUUCAUAAACAACUUGGUGGUAAGUCAGCUGGUGUGAACGAACAUGCUGUUCAAGAAGCUAGAGGAGGUUUAAUAAGUGCCGGUCAAAUAUCGAGUAAUUCUCUAUCAAUUGGAGGUGGAAGAGCAUUCAGUGGAAGUCAAGGAUCAGGUAACAUUUUUUCAAGUGGUGGAGGCGGUUCAGCUUCUGGAAUUGUAAGCGUCAAUCCUGUCACAAGUGCUCUGGUUUCUACAGGACCAACAGUCACAUUUGGAAGCCAGAUAGGAUUUGGUGGUGGACACAUUGCAAGCAAUGGAUUUAGCAGUGGACAAAUUGCAAGCAGUGGAUUUGGUGGUCAAUCCGCCAAUUUCAAUAUUGGAAAGAGCAGUCGGAGAUCUUUAGGUGGCAAUAUCCACGUAAACCAGGGCCAACCCAUCGUUGCUGCCACAGUGAGAACGGUGGAUGCUUCACCGGCCAAUGUACUAAAUACCCUCGUUAAUGCUUCAAGGAAUAAGGUCCAGAUUGCACCUGCAAGUCAAGUGAUUGCUCUCGGAUCUCUUUCUGGAACUGCUAAAAACAAGGUUUAA
Procambarus clarkii (red swamp crayfish) is the source of this 5997-nucleotide messenger RNA. Lineage: Eukaryota; Metazoa; Arthropoda; Malacostraca; Decapoda; Cambaridae. The record is from RefSeq and is a predicted model, not a curated record.